Molecule: messenger RNA, 502 nt
Organism: Paramuricea clavata
Lineage: Eukaryota; Metazoa; Cnidaria; Anthozoa; Malacalcyonacea; Plexauridae
Source: the annotation of a GenBank genome assembly
AUGGCUAUUCUUGUUGAUCCGACUGCCUCCAUCCAAGCUGUAUUUUGGGAAGAAUGGGUUGAUUCAAUUGAAGAUGGAAAGACAUAUAUAUUCACGAACAUGAGGGUAUGAGAAGAUAACUACGCAAAUGAGAAGUUUGUCAAUACAGCAAAGUGUGGAUGCAAGAUUGAAAUCAGCAUUCCAUUUAGUGAAGCACUGCCAGAUGUGACACUCUCCCUGAGUGAGAUGGCAACAAAAGAGGUAACUAUUUCAGUAAAGUUCUAAGUAACUUCUUCACUUGCCACAGUUGCUUGAAAAAGCUUGAAGAGAGUGGUACCAAGUAUAUAUGUUGUCCAUGUAACAUGAAGCAGGAGCCUAUCAAUAUUCAGUGGUACUGCAAACUUAGAUUCCAGGAUACAUUGUCGCAGCAAUUCAACCUUUCUGUAUUUUACCCUCAAUUGAUGAAGCUGUUGGAGAUCCAGGGAAGAUCUUUGUUGCCAACAUUAACCAAAGAUCACAUUGA